Messenger RNA from Panonychus citri (citrus red mite), 1736 nucleotides. Its product is annotated as ribitol-5-phosphate xylosyltransferase 1-like. The record is from RefSeq and is a predicted model, not a curated record. The coding region runs from base 346 to 1716 and encodes 456 amino acids. Lineage: Eukaryota; Metazoa; Arthropoda; Arachnida; Trombidiformes; Tetranychidae. Gene Ontology annotation, cellular component: Golgi apparatus. Gene Ontology annotation, biological process: protein O-linked glycosylation via mannose. Gene Ontology annotation, molecular function: ribitol beta-1,4-xylosyltransferase activity. The transcript has 2 exons.
AAAAUCAUUUUCUCUCAAUUUCUCAACAAAUUAUUUUUCUUCUCGUUGAUUAAUUAACUAAUUGUGCCAAAUUUUUCUUUUCUUUUAAACAAUUUAUCAUUCGUUAAGGUGAUUAGUUUACCGUUUGUAGUGAUUUUUUUAUUCUCGUCCAUGUAAAUGAUUCUCAUCUUACAACAACAACAAAGAGAUGAUUUUUAAAUUUAACUCUUUGGGUUUUAUUGUUGAUAAAUUAGGUCAAUGUUAUGUUGUGUUUUAUUUGCAAAGAAAUGAAGAUUCAUCUGGAUUACAUUUUGGUCUAAUUUCCUAGAGGCAAAUUGAUUUAGACAAUCAACUUUUUGCUCCCCAAUGACUCCGUUAAAAGAUUACACAAUCGCUGUUUUUGUGAUUAGUGUUCUCAUUUUAACUUAUACAGCAUUUAUAUUCCUUUAUAAAGUACCAUCGUCAUCUGAUCCUCUUGAAGAACGAGCUCACAAUUUGAUUAGUCUUAUCAAACAUAAUGAUUCAAGUAAUAUGAUUGAUUACAAUUAUUGGGGUCCAGUUGAUGAUGUUUAUGGAAGCAAAUUAUCAAAUGCUAUUGGUGAAAAUAAUAAUAAACCAAAUGGAGAGAAACAAAAAUCUUCAAAUAAUCAAUUUACUGUCAUCGAAAUUUGGUCCAAAGCCGCUAUUGGAAAUUAUCUCUGGGAACAUAUUUUGAAGGGAAAGAUUAGCAAGAAAAGUCAAUUCUAUCAAUAUGGUUUCAAAAAACUUGACCAAUUUAAGGUUAAAUUCCGUAGUGGUCCAUCACUUACACCACAAUCGUUGGAAAAUUUUCUUACCACCGAUGAAAAUAUUCUGAAAGAAUCGUCAACUGGAACUAAGAAUAUGAUUAUUGUUCUGAAUGGACGUUCAAAGGAAAAAAUUGAUUUCGCCAAGCAAUGGUUAGAGAAAUUCAAUCAUUUAUCAUCAUCCAGAGAUGUUCAGCCAUUUAAUGUUGGCGCGAUUCUCCUUGGUCACGAAUUUUGUUUCAACCAUUGGAUUAAAAAAUAUCUCGCCUCAAAUGGUGGACCGUUGAAAUUUUUAUUCACCGUUUACGAUUGGAAAGAUAUUGAUGAUAAUGAAAUUUACCAAUGGCCUUUGGGAGUAGCCACUUAUCGUAACUUUCCAAAUCCCGAUGCAACUAAACUCAACCUACGACUCGAAAAUCCAUAUACUUGUAAUUUUCUGGGUACCGUUUACCCAAAUUCCUCUCGAAGUGAACUGAUGGAGGUGUUGAAAUCUCUUGAUGAGGGGACAUGUUUCAUUAAAGGUCGAUCAGAAUGGGAACCGAAUGAGACAAGUGAAACUCUUGACCGAUACCUUCAAGCUCUUCGUUUAUCUGAUCUGACCCUUAGUCCCAUUGGAAUGAAUCAUGAGUGUUAUCGUAUCUAUGAAGCUUUUGCUUUUGGUUCACUGCCCGUUGUCGAGGAAAAUUUGAACCAUGUAAAAGGCCAUAAAUCAAAUUGUGAUCCCAAUUCAGCUUAUCGUCUAUUGAAAAAACACUCUGCCCCUGUGAUAUAUAUCGCCAAUUGGACCCACGAAUUGCCAACAUUAAUUGAGAAAGAAAUGAGUUUAUCGUUAGAACAUAAAACUUUUCGUCGAAAACGUUUAAUCAAUUGGUACAAUUCAUUUAAAUCAAACAUUCGUAGCCACUUUUUUCAUGUUAUCCAAUCAAAAUUCAAAAUUAAUUUAAACAAUUAAAUUCAUUGCGAAUUAAUCAA